Messenger RNA from Saccharomycodes ludwigii, 789 nucleotides. RefSeq names its product proteasome core particle subunit alpha 3 (gene PRE9). Gene Ontology annotation, cellular component: proteasome core complex, alpha-subunit complex; nucleus; cytosol. The transcript has a single exon. Gene Ontology annotation, biological process: ubiquitin-dependent protein catabolic process. Lineage: Eukaryota; Fungi; Ascomycota; Saccharomycetes; Saccharomycodales; Saccharomycodaceae. Bases 1 to 789 code for a protein of 262 amino acids. The record is from RefSeq and is a predicted model, not a curated record.
AUGGGAUCCAGAAGAUAUGAUAGUAGAACAACAAUCUUUUCUCCAGAAGGUCGAUUAUACCAAGUAGAAUAUGCUUUAGAAAGUAUAUCACAUGCUGGUACUGCCAUUGGUAUCAUGGCUAAAGAUGGAAUUGUAUUGGCGGCUGAACGUAAAGUGACUAGUAAACUAUUGGAACAGGAUACUUCUAAUGAAAAAUUAUAUAAAUUGAAUGAUAAUAUAGCAGUGGCUGUUGCAGGGUUAACCGCUGACGCUGCGACUUUAAUUAGCACUGCAAGAACUUAUGCUCAAACAUAUCUAAAGACUUACAACGAAGAUAUUCCUGUAGAAAAUUUAGUUAGACGUAUGAGCAACAUUAAACAAGGCUAUACUCAACAUGGUGGUUUAAGACCGUUUGGUGUGUCGUUUAUUUAUGCUGGUUAUGAUGACAGAUAUGGAUUUCAGUUAUAUACUUCUAAUCCUAGUGGGAAUUAUUCUGGAUGGAAAGCUAUCAGUAUUGGUGCAAAUACUUCAGCUGUUCAAACUUUACUACAAUUAGAUUAUAAAGAUGAAAUUAGUUUAGAAGACGCCAAAGGCUUAGCAUUGAAAGUUUUGUCUAAAACUACAGACAGUUCGAUCUUAACUAGCGAAAGAGUGGAAUUUGCUAUAAUCACCAAAAACGAAAAAAAUAAUAAAGUUAUACAAAAAUUAUACAAGCCUGCUGAAAUCGAGGUUUUAUUGAAGGAAAAGGGUAUAACAAAAAAUGAUGAUGAUGAUAGUGAUGAUGAUGAACAAGAAGACGUUCAGAUGUAA